Nicotiana tabacum (common tobacco) is the source of this 629-nucleotide messenger RNA. The record is from RefSeq and is a predicted model, not a curated record. NCBI's taxonomy places the organism in Eukaryota, Viridiplantae, Streptophyta, Magnoliopsida, Solanales, Solanaceae.
AUGCAAAAGUUACUGGGUUUCCGGGAACCCAAUAACUAUACUGUACAUCCGCCACUGACGAUAUGCUAUCCGAAAAAGUACUGUAAGGUGUUAUCUUGCUGUGAUGGAUUUGUGUUGGUCCCAGCAAUUGGUCCUGCAUCUGGUUUGGGCUCUUUUGGAGCCCAAUGUCUAUUUUCUAAUGAUGUUGCCCUAAAGAAAAGUUCAAAAGGAUCCCUCGACAGAGAUGUUGCUCUUGCACAGCUUGAAACUGAGAAAAGGUCUUCUUUUGUCAAGGCAUGGGAAGAAAGUGAAAAAAGCAAAGUGGACAACAAGGCUCAGAAGAAGCUCUCUGCAGUUGCUAGAUGGGAAAACACCCAGAAAGCAAAGUUUGAAGCUAAACUGAAAAAACUUGAGGAACAACUAGAGCACAAGAAAGCAGAUUAUGCAGAGAAGAUAAAAAAUAAAGUAGCAUUAAUUCAUAAGGAGGCAAAUGAGAAGAGAGCCAUGGUUGAUGCGAGACGAGGGAAAGAAAUUCUGAAGGCAGAGGAGAUGGCAGCCAAGUAUCGCGCUACAGGGAAGGCCCCUAAGAAGUUUCUUGGAUGCUUUUGACGUUAAUGCUGUUAUGAAAUUGUGAAGAUCAUGAAGGAUAA